Messenger RNA from Piliocolobus tephrosceles (Ugandan red Colobus), 1906 nucleotides. Its product is annotated as putative pregnancy-specific beta-1-glycoprotein 7. The record is from RefSeq and is a predicted model, not a curated record. Lineage: Eukaryota; Metazoa; Chordata; Mammalia; Primates; Cercopithecidae.
GAAGAACAGCACAGCUGACAGCCGUGCUCAGAAAGUUUCUGGAUCCCAGGAUCAUCUCCACAGAAAGAACACGCAGGCAGCACAGACCAUGGGGCCCCUCUCAGCGCCUCCCUGCACACUGCACAUCACCUGGAAGGAGCUCCUGCUCACAGCAUCACUUUUAAUCUUCUGGAACCCGCCCACCACUGCCCAAGUCAUGAUUGAAACUCAACCAACCAAAGUUUCUGAGGGGAAGGAUGUUCUUCUACUUGUCCACAAUUUGCCCCCAAAUCCUGCUGCCUACGUCUGGUACAAAGGGCAAAUAAUGGACUUCAACCAAUUCAUUAUAGCAUAUACAACAUACCCUGAUAGAAUUCUAUUUGGGCCUGCAAGCAGUGGACGAGAAACACUAUAUUCCAAUGGAUCCCUGGGGAUCCAGAAUGUCACCAAGCAGGACACAGGAUCCUACACCAUAAGAGUCAUGAAGCGAAUGGAUGGUACUAAAGGAGUAACUGGACAUUUCACCUUAUACCUGGAGACUCCCAAGCCCUCCAUCACCAGCAGCAACUUAAACCCCAGGGAGGCCACGGAAAUUGUGAUCUUAUCCUGUGAUCCUGACACUCAGAAUGUAAGCUACCAGUGGUGGAUAAAUGGUCAGAGGCUCCCUAUCAAUCGCCCGUGGCAGCUGUCUGAAAACAACAGGAUCCUCACUCUAUCUGGUGUCACGAAAGAUAUUGCAGGACCCUAUGAAUGCGAAAUGAAGAACCCAGUGAGUUCCAGCCGCAGUGACCCAGUCACCCUGAAUCUCAUCUCGGAGCUGCCCAAGCUUUACAUCACCAGCAACAACUUCAACCCCAUGGAGAAUAAGAAUGUUGUAGCCUUAAUUGAACCUAAGACUCAGGGCUACUCCUACUUGUGGACGGUAAAUGGUCAGAGCCUCCCAGUCAGUCCCAGGCUAAAGCGAUCUGGUAGAAACAGGAUCCUCAGUCUACACUAUGUCACGAGAAAUGACACAGGACCCUAUGAAUGUGAAAUAUGGGAUCAAGUUGGUAGCAUCUGCAGUGACUCAAUCACCCUGGAUGUCCUUUAUGGUCCACAAGUCCCCAGGAUUUUCUCUUCAUUGGCCUAUUACCGUUCAGGAAACACCCUCCAGUUGUCCUGCUUUGCGGACUCUAACCCACCGGCAGAAUAUUCUUGGAUGAUUAAUGGGAAGUUUCUGCAAUCAGGACAAGAGCUCUCUAUCCCCCGAAUUACUACAAAGCAUAGCGGGCUCUAUGUUUGCUCUGCUCGUAACUCAGCCACUGGCAGUGAACGUUCCACAUCCAAGAGGAUCAACGUUUUGGGCUUCACUGGUGACUGGCCCUGCCUGACUCCACCUGGGGUGAGACCAGCAUGUGUGGAGAAAGAGAACUGGUGGCCUGCCCUGAAUGUGGCUAAAUCGAGCUGCCAGGUGAACUCCUUCAACAAUAGGACGUCCAUCCGUGGGUUAAUUCGAUAUAGCAGCCAUGAUGUCAUGGCUGUAUUUCAGGAAGACUGCCAGUCCUUUCCUUUCACCAUCCCAUUUUUCUUGCUUGCAACCAUCUUCUCCUUCAAAUCCUUUCUCUUCGAUAAAGCUGAGGAGUCUGUGCCAGGGCUGGGUUGUGACAGAGCUUACUGGGACCAAGGAUUCACCAGCGGUCUGAGGACUGUGUCUCCUGGAGCUGCUCACCAGCCAGGGCUCAGCCCUCAGAGCCUCAUCUGGGCAAGGACAGAGCUUUCUUCACCUGAGACUCAGAGUGGAGAGGACAGAAAGACAAGCUUUGUAGGCCAUCAGUCAACUGCCUUGCGAGGCUUAGGACACUCCAUAGAAAGUCUCAUGUCCCCAGAAGCAGAAACAGAAGAGAGAAAAUGUACCUGGCAGCAGCUUGUCCACAGGGAUCUGACCUAA